This is a messenger RNA of Botrytis fragariae, 216 nucleotides long. RefSeq lists its product as uncharacterized. The coding region runs from base 1 to 216 and encodes 71 amino acids. The transcript has 2 exons. The record is from RefSeq and is a predicted model, not a curated record. NCBI's taxonomy places the organism in Eukaryota, Fungi, Ascomycota, Leotiomycetes, Helotiales, Sclerotiniaceae.
AUGACUGUUGACCUAACGAUAGCUGUUUCCGGACAAGCAGAAGCCAUGACCUACCAAUCUUCGCCAUGCCCGAUACUUCUGUGUGGAGCUCAAGUACUACGAGGGGGUCCUACCAUUGAUUUGGCUCUGGAUACUGUGCAUGCUUGGUUCAUGCAUCUAGGUGGUGGAAUGGAAGCUGUUCUCCAUUCUCUUAGUGCACGUCAUGAAAAACCUUAA